UCUUCUUCUCGGCAUCCAUCCAUGUCAUUCGAUUAAAUGCAAAGUGCUCCGUAACAUUUCAAUUCUCUUCUCAUCUAUCUCUCUCAGCAUGUUGUUGGAGAUCAUAUGUGGGUUGGUUAUCUACAAACUGUUUCGCAGCCUCUUCUGCGGCAGCGCCGUCUGCAGCAGCGCCGAUGACCCCUUGGACUUCGACUUCUAUGCUUCCAAUGCCCUCUUCUCUGUCGCUGCCCAGCUUGAGAAACUUUAUGAUGGGAAGGCUUAUGUUGGUCUCCGGAUUCCCGAUCCCGACACCCGUUCCAGGCAGCACAUCGACUUGGCCUUCGUCACUGAAGGAAAAGUUUUGGUGGUUUCUGUUAAAAACUUUGCGGGCUUCAUUUCCAGAUGUGAGGAUGGCAGCUGGGUCUGCAGAGAUAAAACUCGUAACAAAAAGAAAUUGCAUCCCGACCCUGUUGCAGAGGCUAAGAAGGCAGCUUUGAUUCUUGAAUCAUAUCUUAAACGGAGAGGAGUUGCUCUACCUGUUGGAUCCGUUCGUUACUUAGUUGUUCUUCCUAACCCAAAGUCCAGUUACCUUAAACGUCCACCACCGGAGGUUAUUACAUAUGCACAAUGGGCACAGCUGAAACCCGAAUUAAAAAAGAAACCAGAAUCACAAAGCAUGAUUUAUGGUUGGAUAAAGGGAGCUUUCUGUGGUGCGAAGACAGAAAUGCAGGAACCCAUGCAUCAACAAAUUAAAUUUGUUCUUGGCACCAGUCCGAUAUGGGAUAGGUUGGAGCUUAAAGGAAAGAAGUACGUUUUGGGAGAGUUCCUGGAAUUUGAAGGGAAACAAGAAGACAUCCGAGUUUUGAGUAAUAUCAGAAGAUCGAAAAUUGAUCGUUUGAUCGUUCAAAAGACAAGCAUGUUUGGAUUAGCUCCGUUGAGGCUCCAGGUUUUGUACUUUCCCCGUGAUUAUCGAAGUGAAGGAGUCUCAUAUUUAGAGUUGAAAGAAGUGACCGUGAGAUCAAACACUGAGAUUCUCUUCCAGCCUGCGGACGCCAGCAAAGUCGGGAAGGUCGACCUGUCUUCAGUUGUCUCUAUGACACUGAGUGCGUAAGAUUUUUAUGACAGGAUGAAGAUUCAAGCAAUGACCUUUACUAUGCCAUUCUUGAAAGUCCUGUCAUGUAUCUUAUCGGCUUGUUUGUGCUGAACAGAUAUUCCAUGUAAGAUAUACUGUAAGAUCUAUUUUUAACUCUGAUAGAAUUUUGGUGAGGAAGAGGGAAUCCACUGGUAUUCGCUUGAAAGGAAAUGAAAGGUUGCGCUAUUUCAACUUA
Molecule: messenger RNA, 1307 nt
Organism: Eucalyptus grandis
Lineage: Eukaryota; Viridiplantae; Streptophyta; Magnoliopsida; Myrtales; Myrtaceae
Exons: 7
Coding region: 89-1090 (333 amino acids)
Source: RefSeq, a predicted model, not a curated record